This is a messenger RNA of Myxocyprinus asiaticus (Chinese sucker), 9109 nucleotides long. Its product is annotated as GAS2-like protein 1. Gene Ontology annotation, molecular function: cytoskeletal adaptor activity; actin filament binding; microtubule binding. The record is from RefSeq and is a predicted model, not a curated record. The coding region runs from base 1544 to 4804 and encodes 1086 amino acids. Gene Ontology annotation, biological process: microtubule bundle formation; regulation of microtubule polymerization or depolymerization; actin crosslink formation. The transcript has 5 exons. Gene Ontology annotation, cellular component: microtubule plus-end; cytoplasm; actin filament. NCBI's taxonomy places the organism in Eukaryota, Metazoa, Chordata, Actinopteri, Cypriniformes, Catostomidae.
AUUAACUCUGAUUUACUCUUUACAAGCAUUAAUGUUUACUGUUUCCAUCAAAGCACAUGCAAAUUCCAUAUCAAUGAUAAGCAAAGUUAAAGGAACAGUUCACACAAAAAUGAAAAAUCUGUCAUCAUUUACUCACCCUCAUGCCAUUCCAGAUGUGUAUGACUUUCUUUUUUCUGCAGAACACAACGAUUUUUUAGAAAACUUACUCAGCACUUUAGGUCCAUACAAUGCAAGUGAAAGGUGACCAGAACUUUGAAGCUCCAAAAAGCACAUAAACACAGCAUAAAAUUAAUUCAUAUGAUUCCAGUGGUUAAAUCCACAUCUUGGGUGAGAACAGACCAAAGUGUGACUCUUUUUUCACUGUAGGGGAGAGCGGAGUACAAACUAACGCUGGGCUAGUUGUAACACACAUGGUUUAAAUGUUUCCACACACACUGGAAAGACAAAACUUAAUUUGUUUACUUUUUGCCUUAUCAACACUGUGCAGAGAAAAAAAUACGGCAAAAUGUAAAAAACUUUGGAAUUUACAGUAGCAAAAGUAAAAAUUCACACGGAAGUUAAUUUUCAUCUCUAUUGUUAAUGUUUAUUUAAAACUACACUGCCUGGACAAAUAAUAAUAAUUGCCGUUUGGAUUUAAAUAAGCAGAUUGAAUCAUUAUUGCAGUGAUUAAUAUUUUUCAGCUGGCAACAAUUAAUUUAACCCUAUCUGAUGCAGUGUGUCUAAUUUCUUAAACAUCCUUGUCAGAAGAUGUAUCCCAUGGUCGUGGAAAAGAUGUUAUUGUGUUUCAGAAGGGGCAAAUUAUGAACUGACUGUUUGCAAAACAGUAACUGGAUUUGAAUAAAAAUGAUCGUUAUUAUCAACUGAAUGUCAGAUGCAAAUAUAAACGUUUUGGCCGUUGGCAUAGCUAGCUCAUGCAAUUUAAAUAAAAAAGAUGGUCAGGGAUAAAGUUGCCGUUGAUCCUGUAAUGAGAUGAAAGUUAGUGUAUAAGCUACUGCAACUCCACAUGUUGGGCAGGAGGCGGCGCCGAGGACGAUCAUUUCCACUGAAGAAGAUUAUUGUUACAGUUCCCCAGUAGACCGGGCCCGACUCGGCCAUGUGGCCUCUCUCAGCUCCGAAUAAGUGCUAACGAAUGAAGAAACGAGGCGUUGCUGAACGUUGUUAGCCACUGCGGAUGCUCCUCAGAUACGCGAGAGCGCUUCGUGUGGGAUAGUAAUGUGGUCGAGCUGAAUCUAUUGAUUAUUGUCAAGUUUCUGUCUGCUCUUCCAUAGGAUAAUGAGUAAUCGCUAUGCGGUCAUUGAGGAGGCGGGUAUCUCACAGACAUCCGGAAUCCGUCGCGGAAUCCAACAGCUGUAUCGCGAAUCAGUGCGCGGCGCUGAGAGUCAAAGCGGCCCGCUGUAGGACCUCGUACCUACCGCGCAUCGUUGUGUGAUGGCUGGGCGGACACAGUUAUUUCGCCACCCGCAGCACUGUUUGUGGAGGAUUACUGUAUGAGACAAUCGUACAUCAUUUACGUGUCUUGAUUGAGACUCAUUUUUCCCAUAAUAUGGCUGAUCAGAGCAACAUUCAGUCCGCCGCCUCCAAAAGCAUCCGGCCGUUUAAAUCCAGUGAGGAAUACCUGUACGCCAUGAAGGAGGAUCUGGCUGAAUGGCUGAACACGCUGUACGACCUGGACAUCACGGCGGACACUUUUAUGGAGUGUCUGGAGACCGGCUGCGCGCUUUGCCGGCAUGCCAAUAACGUUAACCGCGCCGCCCACGAAUUCAAGGCAAAGUAUCCAGAUGCGGCGCAGUCGCUACGGAUACCCAGCAAGGAUGUGGUCUUCCAGUCGAGGAACGUCAUACCUGGAUCUUUUUUGGCCAGGGACAACGUGUCAAACUUCAUCGGCUGGUGCAGACAGGAGCUCUGGAUCAAAGAUGUGCUCAUGUUCGAGACCAACGACCUGGUGGAGAGAUGUAACGAGAAGAACUUCGUGCUGUGCCUGCUGGAGGUGGCUCGCCGGGGGGCCAAAUUCGGCGUGCUCGCACCCAUGUUGAUUCAACUCGAAGAGGAGAUCGAGGAAGAGAUACGGGACCAGGAAAACCUGACGGAGGUUCAAGGGGAGUCGAGCCCGCCAAACAGGACGUUUGGCCGGAAGGAGAGCAUUGGCGAGCCCGACCCAGAGCUGUUGGCCCGCUGGCAACAGCAGCAGAAGAGAGUCCUUUUGGAUAUGCGCAACCUGGACGAACUGGUGAGGGAGAUUCUGGGCCAGUGCUCCUGUCCAUCACAAUUCCCCAUGACCAAAGUAUCAGAAGGGAAGUACAAAGUGGGCGACUCCAGCGCACUGAUCUUCAUCAGGGUGUUACGGACUCACGUGAUGGUGCGUGUGGGUGGAGGUUGGGACACACUUGAGCAUUACCUCGACAAACACGAUCCCUGUCGCUGUGCCGCGUUUGCUCACCGGUAUCAGCAGUCUAAAGCGAGUGGUCAGGGUCCUCACAGCAAGAGCUCCAGCACUCACUCCUCCCGCUCUACAAGCCCUGGACCUCACUGGCGAAAUGAGGGCAUAGCCCCCUACAAAACCCCAGACAGGCGCUCUUUAGAUCCUGCGUUGGGUUCCACUGCCCAUUCCUCACCCUCACGGCUUGGCAGGUCACACCAUGCAGCUGUGCCUGUGGAGAUGGAGAUUAACACUGGGCGACCCACAACACUCCUGCCACAACCCCCACGAGACAGAUCAGAGCCACGCCACUUUAAUCCCCUCAGGAAUAAGGAAUCUCUUUUUCCAAGAACUCGCAGGCUUUCAGGGGAUAGUGACUCCUCUACAGCUUCCUCUAAAGGUGGAGGAGGCAGCACAGGAGGAUGUCGCUUCUCUUUGGGUACACGGCAUGGUCACGGAGAGGAGGUGGUGCUGGUGGUGAACCGUAAGGAGGGGAAGCAUAUUAUCGAGCGUCCUGGAGCAGGGACACAGAUUUCAGCACCGAGAACACCUAAGACCCGUGCUCGCAGUGUUUCUAGAGAGCGCCUUGGGCCGCAGUCCACCUCUGUCCUGAAACCUAGCCCACCCCAAAGAUCAGCAGAGGUAAAAUGCAACUCUCACCCAGAGAGGGGCAGAUCCAUAGGGCCUGAAGGUCCCCGGAGGCUCCAGGCCCCACGCUCCCUCAGCCAGGGCAAGACACUUAGAGGCCGACUGGGUGAGGUAAGUCCUGGGUCAUCACCUCGCCACAGAGACCCUCAGCCUCUCUCCAUGGAUCGUAGAGAGGAACUGAGGCUCAAGCAUGUCCCCCCAGCAUCCUCAAGAAUAAGCGGAAACUUUCCAAGAAGACAGACGUCUGGCUCUGCCUCUAACUCGCCUGUAAAAGGCACCACCAUUGGAAGUCCUGGGAAGAAGGGGAUGGGAACGCCACGACCCCCUGCUCCAUGUUCACCUUCAUCUGUGAGUCAAAGGUUGCUUCCCCCUGUCACUCAGGCAGGGCGGCGCUCUCCACAUUCUUCUCCACGAUCAAGUCAUCACCAUCCACCAUAUUCCCCUCGAACUACACACAAACCACAGUCUCCAGGGAGAGACCAAAGAGGGUGGGUAAAUCCCCACCACCAGCAGCAGGAGAGCCAGGACGAUAACAGUAUUUUUAGUUUACACCUGCUGCCAAGUCUGGACCCCCAAAGGGAGCAAGACCUGUAUCGAAGCUUUGAGAACGAGUUCCUGGCCAACACACAACAAGCCAGGGCUGGAGAGGGUAAAGCAUCCACUGGAAGGGAAAUAGGGUCCCUACAGCUUCCUGUCUCCCAACAAGGUUUUGGGGUACUCCCAACAUCUACAGGUGACACUAAUGUUACAGACUCUGCUUACUCUUCCUCUAACUCUUCAACAUCUUCUCUCAAUGUUGGAGGCAAGGUGGGAGUGCUUCCUGAUUUGCGAGAGUCUAAACGGACUAACCCUCGUGCCUGUGCUCUCGAGGACCCUCCCACCCUUCUCCAUAGCCAGAUUCACGGAGGCCUCCCCAAUGUGGGGCUGCUGGAGGGAGAAAGAUGGGGUGGUAGAGGUGGAGGUCUCUGUAAGCUCCCAGCCAUCUCCAGCUCCACAGAGGAAGGUGAGCUCCCACAGGCCUCAAAACAAGGCCUACUCAGUUCUCAGAUGUCUCAGUCUGUGUUUCUCCAUAAAGUUCUCAAUGGAAGCCAUGGGAAUCUCGCUCUGGCAGAGGUGCCAAUGGAGAGCCAGCAUGGCCUGGUUGACUGGGCUGGGGUUGAGGGGGAUGUCCCACAAACUGAAGAUCACCCUGACCUACCAUAUGUUCCAAAUGCUGACCUGCCACUUCCCGAGUCAUUUCCCUCCCCGCCACCACCUCCAGAUGACUGUUCCUACCAGGACUCCUCCAGUGAGAGUUCCUCCAUGUGCUUUAGUCUGAGUGAACCUCCAUCUGAGGGCUCCUGCUCUUCUCCUCCACCACUGGCCAAUGGGGAUGCUGAUGGUGCAGUGAUCCUCCUGGCAAAAAGGGGUCAAAAGAAGGCAGAGGGAGUACCCUCCAUCUACAAGUGUAAGCUGCAGCCGCGGAUCAGACCUCGCACUGACAACAGACCUGACAACAGCCCAUCCCGCAUCCCUACUCCAGUAAGAUACAGAAAUCAUUGUCCGCAGUCUCCUGCCAACUCUUCCCCCCUGCAGACCCCACCACAGUCCCCCUGUUCCAACCGUCACCAACCCUCACAGAAAGCUCUGCACCAGGCCUUUUUAGACCUUAUCCAACCCCAGCAGCGAUCCCCGGCAAUGGGCUCUAGAGAGCGUGCCUUCUCUUCAGAGUCCAGCCUGGACACAGAAGCCUGGAUGUAAUAAAACAUAGUGGUAUGGAGGAUGAUGAUGAUGUCUGUGAACCUUCUCUCAGCAUUUACAGCUUUACAUUCAGAUCAGAGGGGAGAGUGGUUGGAAAAAAAAGCACACUUAUAAUGACUAAGAGACAAUGCACAUCUGAAUAUUAUGUCUAACAUGUAGCAGCAUGCUGUCAUUUCACUGGAGACAUAAAAUUGUCCCAAAGUGGUUAAGAACAUUACCAACUACAUUCUUGAGAUCUAUGACCAACAUAGCCUAUUCAUAGCACCAUCUUGGCUAUGUCUAAUUUCAUCAGGUCAUAAUUCUUUCCUUUGGGUUUUCUAUUUGAGAAAGAAAAUUACUGCAUUUCCCCUCAAAAGGGAGAACACAAGGAACUUACAGGUUUUACCAAAAAGGCAGUGCCCUUCCAUAGUUCAUGGCCUUAUGGUUCAUUUUUUAAUUAUCUCCAUGAGAACUUUUUUUUUAGUUCAGUUUUCUUUUAUUAAAACAAAGUGUGAAAUGUUACUUUCUAUGUUAAUCAGGGAAUUGUAAUAUACAGAGUACACUGUAUAAUUGGGGAUGGUGUUUUAAAUAGAGAAUAAGAGCUUUAGAAUCUCUAGAGCAAAUAAGAUGGAGUGGUGCUGUCUUGUUGGUGUAAUUUUAUGUGCAUCUUCUAGCAAGAUGGAUGCCUUUAUGAAGUUUUCACCAGACUUCCAUUUGGUAUCGGAAUUGCAAAUACAGUUAAAUAACUGUAUUCUUAUUUAGAUCAUUUUGCUAAAUAGCAAAUCAUAUAAACUCACAUCAUAUCAACUCUGUUUUGGGGAUCUCUCAAAAACAUUUGAGAGGCCAAAAAUCCAUAAGUUAUCUGCUUGCUUUACUUCACCUUGACAAAAGAUGUAGGCAAAUAUGUUGUAUUUGUGUAUUAUUUUCUGGACAAACUACAAAGGUUAAUGUAUAGGUUUAUAUGUAAUAUAUGUUAAUUUGCUUAAAUGUGUGAUUGUGUUAUGUACAUAUACUUAUUAUGAAUCGAAUUUAAGAUUAAUGUAUAAAUUGUAUGCUGUUUAUUUCAGUAUGCUAAUUCUGCCUUAGCUAUGCAAUGUUAUUGAAAGUUGCCUUUACUAAUCUUCUUGCCUUAAAGGAUGAGAAGUUUGUUUGUGUGUGCGUGCAUGUGUGUGUGUACACGUGUGUGCACGCAUGUGUGUGUGUUCAGGUAUCUGGGUGGGUCUGAGUAUGUGAGAUAGCAAAAGUGUCACUUUAUGGACCCUCUGCUUUCACACUACUGUUAACUCUGUGAGACAACUUAUGUGAGACAGCCAAACAUAAUAUAAUAGUAAUAACAAUGUCAUGCUUUCUCAGCACUCCUAUGCUUAGCAAGCUCCUGAUUAAGAUUAAAGGAUUUCUCCACAUUUGAGAAAUGACAGACUAUUAUUUUAAUGGAUUGCACAAGAUAGUGCCAUAUUAAGCAUCAAUAAGAUGUUUUCAAGAAGAUGGAAAUCACAACUUUUUAUAGAAAAUUAAACAAUUCAUAAGUGAGUCCCUUUUAUUGCGAAUUCCAUACUGAGUCCAACACUGUUUAUAGUGUACCAUGACUUAGUGAUACUUUCCACUGUGUCAUAUCAUCUUCAAAAGCUCAGUUUCUCAUAGAGCUUUAUGGCCCCACCAAGCGGUUGAAUGAGUAAUCUACACAUUACAACAGUCAUGUUGCAAGGAAGAGGUGCAUAGUUUUGAUUAAGCAAGGGAAAACUUAAUCAGUUCUUUGGCUUUUUAACUUGAAUGUCACAGGCGAUGUUUUAAGUGACUUGAAAGUUAUUAUGAUUUGUUUGUGUUAUAUUCAAACACUUCUAAUCUGACAGGUACUGGACCAUUGCAUAUAAUAGGGAAAAACAUUUACUCUUAAAAAGAAUUACACUACACACAUAUUGGUUUGGCAUUGGAUUGUGUUUAUUUAUAUGAAAGGAAUAAGUCUUUAGGCCUUGGUAAAUGGUUGUGGGUGAAUUGUUUUAUCAUAAAGGGAUGAUGUUUUAUGUUUCUGAAUGAAUGGUUGAAUUGUUUUACUUUUGGCAAGUUCUCUUUUAGAGGUUUUAUACAGCUCUGUAUUUAUGGGCUCAAGUGUUUUAUCAAAAGAUAUUCUAAUGUUUAUUCUGAUGAUCAAAAAGGAGUCUUAGGGCAGAUGUUUUAAAGGGUUGGAUUUCAGUGUUCUUUCUAGCCUAAAGGACUGCAACGAUAUGAUUAUUACUGUUAGCAUGACUAUUGACACUCCACAUCGCCUCUUCUAUAAAAACUGCAAUACAAUGCAUCACUGCACAUUGCUUCUGUGUCCAGUGUCAUCUGUGGCACUUUAGGACAUUGUUAAAUGUCAAACCUAGGGAUAAAUAAGGACUGUAAAACUUUCAACAGUCUUUCAGAUUAUAUUAAUGGUUGCUGUGCCUAUUUCUCAUUUUAGUCGGACAUACACAUACUCUCCCAACUACACAAUGAAACUGCAUUCAUUUAUCUUUCCAGUAUCUAAUCAUUAACUGCCAUGCGUUUGUACAGUUAACUCAUUUUGAGCUGCAAUUGUAUUUUCUGUUUUGCUUUUCUACUAAAUCUUACAGAAAAAAUAAGUGUUUUUUCUUCUGCGAUGACAUUCAUUAUGAAUUUCUAAUCAUAAUUAGAAAUACUGAGAUAAUACACUGCCUGGCCAAAAAAAGGGGGAAAAAAGUUGCAUAGGCUACUCUAAUAUUUUGUUGGACAGCCUUUAGCUUUGAUUAUGGCAUGCAUUCGUCGUAGCAUUGUUUCGACAACCUUAUGCAACGUCACAACAUUUAUUUCCAUCCAGAGUUGCAUUCAUUUGAGAUCUUGUAUUGAUGACAGGAGAGUCGAACCACUCUGUAAAUUCUUCUCCAGCACAUCCCAAAGACUUUCAAUGGGGUUAAGGUCAGGACUCUGCAAUGGCCAAUUCAUGUGUGCAAAAUGAUUCCUCAUGCUCCCUGAACCACUCUUUCACAAUUUGAGCCCGAUGAAUCUUGGCAUUGUUGUCCUGGAAUAUGCCCGUGACGUCAGGGAAGGAAAAACUCCAUUGAUGGGAUAACCUGGUCAUUCAGUACAUUCAGGUAGUCAGCUGACUUCAUUUUAUUACCACAUAACACUGAGCCUAGACCUGACGAAUUGAAGCAACCCCAGAUCAUAACACUGCCUCCAGAGGCUUGUACAGUGGGCAAUAUGCAUGACAGGUGCAUCUCUUCAUGCACUUCCCUUCUUACCCUGACGCGCCCAUCGCUUUGGAAUAGGGUAAAUCUGGACCCAUAGAGACCACAUGACCUUUUUCCAUUGCGCCACAGUCCAAUCUUCAUGCUCCCUAGCAAAUUGAAGUUGUUUUUCCGAUUAGCCUCACUAGCAAGUGGCUUUCUUGUGGGCACACAGCUGUUUAGUCCCAAUUCUGUAAGUUCUUGUCGCAUUGUGCAUGUGGAAAUGCUCUUACUUUCGCUAUUAAACAUAGCCGUGAGUUCUACUGUUGAUUUUUUACAAUGUGACUUCACCAAACGUUUUAGUGAUCUCCGAUCAUGAUCAUUCAAGAUUUUUUACCUUCCACAUUUCUUCCGCAAAACUGAAGGUUCACCACUAUCCUUCCAGAUUUUAAUAAUGUGUUAGACAGUUCUUAACACAAUUCCAGUGGUUUCAGCAAUCUCCUUAGUUGUUUUCUUUGCUUGAUGCAGGCCAAUAACUUGCCCCUUCUGAAACACAGUAACAUCUUUUCCACAACCAUGGGAUACGUCUUCCAGCAUGGUUGUUUAAGAAAUGAGAAGCUAUACACUGCAUCAGUUAGGGUUAAAAGAAUCGUUGCCAGUUUAAACAUGUUAAUCACUGCAAUAAUGAUCCAGUCAUAGGCUCUUAUCUGCAUAUUUAAACCCAAAUGGCGACUUUUUUUUUUGUUUGUUUUUUUGGCCAGGCAAUAUAGCCUACACUACAUUGCACGGAUGGGUUUUUUCUUUAUUCAUUAUUUGACAUCAAAACUAGAGGCAUGUAGGUUCACAUGCUUUUUAAUUGAGAAAACCAGUCUGAUCUGAAUUGUGCAAAUGUGAUGUUCAGAUCUGAGCUACAAAAACGCAUGUCAAAUUUUUGUCAUUCUCUGGUUUCAGUAAAUGAAAAGGCUGUUGGUUAAUUUGAAUUCUGAAUGCCUUUGGAUUUACUUUAAUUUUUUGUUUCUAAUUUGUUUAAUGUUGACAAUGAAAUGUAAGGUCUUGACAUUGUGAAAUCUGUAUGUGUUGAAUAGCAAUAUUGCAAGACCAACAUUCCACUGUUCCUCAAAAGCCAAUUGCUGUUCAUUUAAUUCUUGUAAUAAAACUGGUU